AUGCCUACCUCCUCCUCCUCCUCGACCUCCGCCGCCGCCACCAAAGCCACUGCCACCUCAUCUUUCCAGAAAACAGUGUCAUUACAUGACUGGUGGUUGAUCAAAGCCGAGAAGGAGCUCCAAGGGAAGAGGAUUGCUGUUGCCGGCUUAACCUCUCCAGAGAAAAUACCAGUUCGCGUGUUUCACUCUGCAGCAAUUACCAAAAGAUAUGAUGCUUUCACUCUUGAGACAGCCGAUGGCUUCACUGUAAUUAUCCAAGGUUACAUUAACAGGAAGCUCACUGUUGAAAAUGGGUUUUCCUCACAGGUUUUGCGGCAUUUCUGUUUUGGCUUUCCUCCUGAUUGGAAAGAACGUGCAACAAAGUUCAUGGAUAGUAACUGUGAAAACGAGGCGGAGCCUCCGGUAUCUCAAAAAGAAUGCCAUCCUAGUUUCUCGGCCAUGCCAGUGGAAGAUGGUGUUAAUAAUUUGAAGAAUGAUGCCUCCAAGAACCUUCCACCACUAUCAAGUUGCCAUAUAAAUGCUGUAAAUUGGACGAAAGACAGCAUGAUGAUACCAGCAGAACCUUCUAGUCACCAUGUGGCUCGAUCUUCUGAAAAGAUAGAUGUUUUAGAAAGCAGAAAGAAAAGCAAAAUGAGGUCCUUUGGAAAGUCAGUGGCCAAAAGGUCAGCUAGUUUAGAAAGAAUCGGCAUCAAGAAUGAUGCAUCAGGGGAAUACUCUGCAUGUGGAGAUUCUAAUGCACCAGCGGCAUACUCAGUACCCACAGAUUAUGAUGAGGACAGUAUUGCUACAUCCUCCGUUGACCAGACACUGUCUGUUGGACCUUCAGGUCCGGUGCUGGCAAUGACCUCAAAAGAGUUAAAGAAUGCAAAGAAAAAGCUAAAGGAAAAUGAAGAAAGCAAGGAUUCACUGAAGAGUAGAAGUAAUUUCUCAACACGAUUUUUUACUCAAGGCCCUCAGGCUAUGGUAAGAUGUAUUGAUGAUGAUACUACAGAAGGACCAACUCCAGGAGAUUCCAAUAAUUUAAAUCAAUCUGCAAAUUGUCUUGUGGGAACAUCUGUUUUCUCCAGCAUGCAGUCAGGCGCAGAAGCCAAUAUCAUUAGACCAUCCAUGGUAGAAAGAGAUACAAUGAAUGCUAAUCUGAGUGAUUCUGGACGUAGAAAAAGCACAACCUCUUUGACGAAUAUGAUAAAUAUCCAGAGACAGAACUCUGUCUCUGGAAAUUCAGUGAAGGACAAAGCCAAAGAGUUGAUGUCAGAUGAAGGUAAACUGAAGAGAAAUUCAGGCUCAACUCUUCGCUCCUCGCUUAAAGUGGACAUAGCAGAGGCAAUGCUUAGAGCUUCAAGACCAUUGGAAGAAUGUUCAAAAAAUUCAAGAAGUAAAGAGACGAAAGAAAUGGUAGCUUUUGAGAAAGGAGGCUCGUCCACAAGGCAAGCUAGAAGGAAACUUGUUUUUUAUGCUGAUCCAGUUACAAAUGGUCCAAAUUUAUGUUUUAUCUUUGCCACCUUAGAGAUGAUCGUUCCCCAAAGAAUUCUGGUGAAUUCCUUACAUGGUGAAAAUGAUGGAAACGCUUUGGGAGUAUUAGUCUCCAUCUGGUUUGUUACACAUGCAGUUCUCAUUUAUGAUACAGUCAUUGACAUUGCACAUGUAUCGGAACAUUGUCUAUCUGGUAAACAUGCAGACUUUGUUGAGCUUUCACAAGUAGGGAUUGUGAGAUUCAUGUUAAGGGGCGAGUGGCUGGAGAACCGUAAUAUCACUGGAGUUCAAGAAGAGUUGGGUGCAGUCGAACCAUCUAGAGGGAUUGAAUCUAAAACUCGGAAGAGCAAAGGAAAGUCUGCUUGA
Messenger RNA from Dovyalis caffra, 1839 nucleotides. NCBI's taxonomy places the organism in Eukaryota, Viridiplantae, Streptophyta, Magnoliopsida, Malpighiales, Salicaceae. The record is from the annotation of a GenBank genome assembly.